Molecule: messenger RNA, 3953 nt
Organism: Danio rerio (zebrafish)
Lineage: Eukaryota; Metazoa; Chordata; Actinopteri; Cypriniformes; Danionidae
Source: RefSeq, a predicted model, not a curated record
UUUGAUUUUGAUCUUGUUUUUAUUGUUUUUAUUGACAUUUUUAUUGAUAUUUGAUCUUUGUUCUUGUUUUCAGGUUUGCUGGAGUUUGGAGGAGUUUGUCAGAUGGGUGAAAACCGCAGCCGCUCCAGAUCCAGGAGUUCUGCUUUCAUCCAGGCAGCUGUUCAGGACGUCAGGACACAUGAUGGUGAUGGUGAAACCCAGACCGUGAGCCAAGAGCUUGAUGGAUUUCUCGCACCUCUGCCUUCCCUGUUGGCCAAAUCUGUGUCCACAGAUCAGGGUAACAGGAAGAGGAAGCGGCAGAGCGGCAGCCAGCAAACACCAGAAGAUGAACGUCCGUCCACCUCAUCUAGAAGAGCUCUCAAACGCUCUCGCAGAGACGCGUAUGCAAAGGGCCCACUGCUGGGAGACGGUGGAUUUGGCUCUGUGUUUGCUGGGAUGCGCAGGUCUGAUGGACUGCCAGUCGCCAUCAAGUAUGUGUCUAAAGAGCGGACACAGAGGAGACUGAGAGUUGAAGGUCAGGGUCGGCUGCCGCUGGAAGUGGCACUGAUGACCCGCGUCAAUUCAGCUCCUGCCUGCCCCAACGUCCUGCAGCUGCUAGACUGGUUUGACCGUCCCAGACGCUACAUCCUGAUCCUGGAGCGUCCGGAUCCCUGCCAAGACCUCCAGAGCUUCUGUGAGGAGAACGGCUGUCUGGAUGAGGGUCUGGCCAAGAAAGUGCUGGUGCAGCUGAUCGCGGCUCUGAAACACUGCGAGAGCCGCGGAGUCCUGCACCGGGACGUCAAGCCAGAGAACCUGCUGAUCUCCACAGAGUCCCAGGACAUCAAGCUGCUGGACUUCGGCUGUGGAGAUCUGCUCAAGCGCUCGGCCUACAAAUACUUCGCAGGAACUAUUCAAUACGCUCCACCUGAGUGGUUCUGCAGACAGCGCUACCAUGCGGGUCCAGCUACGGUGUGGUCAGUAGGAGUGACCCUCUUCAACAUCCUGUGCAACCGUUUCCCCUUCGGAGGCUCACUGAGGGUCACGUCCAGGAGCAAACUGACCUUCCCCAUAACUCUGUCAACAGAGGCAGUAGACGCAGAUGGAGAAGAGGAGAACACACACCGAACACACACUGAACAGCAGAUUCCAGCAGAAAACACACUCUGAUGCAGUAGUAAAGUCCCUCAUCAGAGACACUGACAUUCUCUAUAUGCAGAUCAUAGGAGUUACUGGAGCUGUUGGGCAGAAAACUGAAGCGUGGAAACGUCUCCUUGAAGAGUGUUGAGCGAUCUAUUGACAGAGAUGGCUGAUUCUCAUGUGAGCAGUUUCUCAUCCAAAUAAUGUCUGAUCCAAAAGGUAAAGCGCAGUAGAGAGUGACGCUUUCUCCUGGUUUAACUCUCAUGUCCACUUCUGUCCCAAACACUUUCUGCUCUUCACACAACCAAACACCUGCAGAACAAACGCAAGAGUGUGUAUUAAAUCUCUAGCACAUCAUCAAGAAUACAUCAUGACAUUCAAACACAGAAAUAUUGACUCACACAGAAGUAUGAGGACUGUAAGUCUCGCUCGCUCCAUCUCAGAGACUGUGAAUGUGAGAGUCUUCAGCUGCGGUGUGAAGGGUCCGCUUCAUUGUGGUGGGAGGGAUCUCUGUGGAAGAGCUCUGAAUCUUUAUGCUGUUGUUUUGUUUUUAGGGAUAUAAUCUGGUCUGUUUCCUCUCAUCUGUUCCUUUUAAAAACACUUUAAAAGCUCUUUUAGAUGUUUAAGUUUAAUAAUAAAAUGCAAGAGUGAAUUCAGUUUCAUAAAUUGUUGGGACUUUUGUUUUGGACGAUGUGAUGUUUAAUGUUGUGAUGGAGAUGACCUGAAGUGUUGAGCGUCUUCAUGAGUUUCUUGUUUGGCAUCGUUCAUCUACAUGCUGAUUGUUUUCUUUGGCUUCUAAACCUCCAGAAUGAAUGUCUUUACUCAAGGUUUCUUUUGCUCUUGGUCUUUAGAGUUGCUAGAAACUUAUUUUUGCUUUUGUCUGUGACCGCAAAGCUUUCCAUUCCAUUUGUGCACUCUAUACAAGCUCAAGUCACAACUAGUGCACUGACACAAUCACGAGGCUGUGGUUUCCUGUUUUAGCUUGUCUAAAAAUCCCAUGGUGAAACAAGAGCAAUCAUGGUUAGUUUUAUUAUAUCAGUUUAAUUUGAUUGAUUGAUUUAUUGAUUGAUGAAGUGUUUGUGCUUUAUGGUGGGCCUGGUGAUAAUCUACAGACACUUUUUUCUGUUAAAUGAAUAAUGUGUAUCAGAGUUACAGUGUGUAUUUGAUCAGUGUGGAUUUGACAUGAAAUGUGAAAUUUACUAAAUUGUAAACUCAUAAUCUGAAAGUGAAAAUAUAAAAUAUAUUUUUUUAACUUGAUCAGAACUCAUAAAUACAGAGACGUAAGCAUUCACAAGAGGACAGUGACAAAGGCCACUGGAAACAUUUGUGGUUUGGGUCGUACCCUAGAAAAGCAAAGAGCAGGCUGGACUCUCUCCAUCACCAUAACCAGCACUUCAGUCACACAUGAAAAGCGCUUCUCACAUCCUGUGGCAUUUAACAGAAUAACUCCAGCACUAAAUGACUACAGUACAUUUCUACAUCAGUCUACUGUAAUGAUGGCUGAGUUCAGAAUCACAUACUGUACUUUCCUACUGUAUAGGACAGAUGGAAACAGGAUUUCUAUGGCACGAAUCUUGACAACAUUAAUGCUUGCUUUUUCUCGUCAACACUAAUGAUCAAGUAGCCUGAGUGAAUUAUUAGGCUAAAAUUGGAUUUAUUACUGCUCAUCUGUAUAGUUUACACACUAUACAUUUGAUUUGUCACAGUUUCAUGCCGUUUACAUCAACAACAGCUGAACUUUGUCUUCCAGUUUGAGCUUGAACAUGUGUGUGUUUACAGUAACUUUUAUUAUGUGUUAUUAUGAGCACAAUCCCGUCAGUUUAUGAAUAAGGUCUUACUUCAAUCUUACUUAAACAUGAACACAUCAUUUGUGUAGUUUAUUGUUAUUGUUUGUAUUGUUUAUGUUGAAUUAAAUAAGAAUAAAUAUGUGAAGAACCGGUAAGACUUUUUAUUUCUAACACAGAGCACAGAAUCAUAAAAACUAUCAUCGUCAUAUAAACUGGACUGAUUUUAUUAAGUGUAAUAAUGCUGAUACAUCCCUGAACACAAUCUAGUAAUGGAGGUAAUGCACACGGGUUAAAUAUUAAGAAGAAUAAUUAAAGUUUCACUGAAAAAAUAAUAUAACUCUACUGAAGUUUUCAUUAAAUUGCUUAUUUCUGAAAACUGACCAUUGUUUCAUCUCAUGCCAUGUUACAAUGAACUGGUCCUGAUAAAUUCAUUUGUGAAUAAGUGGUUUUGACGUCCCUUCAGCUAUUAGCCACUAGAUGGCGCCAUUGUUUGUUCAUGACUCCCUCUUCAAUUUUUAUUCAUGUUCAUAAACGCUACUAAAUAUUAAAUAUUUGUUUAAUAUUUGAAAAAAAGUGAUCAUUCAUGAGUGAACAUUUACUUACUAAUUUAUUUUGAGAUAUGCAGAGGAUCUACAGAUACAAACAUAUGCAGCCUUGAGCUGUUAUUAAUAAAGUGUUUUUUUGUUUGUUUGUUUUCUUAAUGAACACAGUCUUAAAAACAUUAAUACUGUCCAAAAAUAAAAUGUAUAACCCUAAAGAGUCAGUGGAUCAUAAUGUUCAUUUAAAGACAGUUGAUUGUAAUAGAUAAUGUGCUGUAAAUAAAAGCAUGUCCACUCAAACACUAUCAGAAAUAAGACAGAAAGUAGACUAAGAGCAGUUCAUGUGUCAGAUGUUGGUGUAGGGAUGUUUAGAUGUCAGUCGUCUAUAAGAGACUUCAGUGUGGACGCAGAUCUUUCCAGUCUUACUCGCCUCACACUGAUGUUUCUCCACACAAUCUGCCUGAAAUGAUUGACAAGGAGAGAAUGGAUCAAAUAAACUAGUGAAAAACCA